CUCACUUAUGGGUCGGAAGCACUGCGUGGGGGAGACUGUUCCAAGAUGGCGGCGGGUUGCUGUGGGGUGAAGAAGCAGAAACUGUCCAGUUCGCCCCCCUCCGGCUCGGGCGGCGGUGGUGGCGCCUCCUCCUCCUCCCACUGCAGCGGGGAGAGCCAGUGCCGAGCCGGAGAGCUGGGACUAGGAGGCGCCGGGACGCGGCUCAACGGACUGGGCGGGCUGAGCGGCGGCGGCGGCGGCUGUACCCUCUCUCCCCCCCAGGGCUGCGGCGGCGGCGGCGGCGGGGGCAUCUCGCUGUCUCCACCUCUGAGCUGCGGAGUGGGAACCUUACUUUCUACUCCGGCCGCUGCCACCGCCUCCUCGCCGUCCUCCUCGUCUUCAUCCCCGGGCUCCCGGAAGAUGGUGGUGUCAGCGGAGAUGUGCUGCUUUUGCUUCGAUGUGCUCUACUGUCACCUGUAUGGAUAUCAGCAGCCCCGGACCCCCCGCUUCACCAACGAGCCCUACCCACUGUUUGUAACAUGGAAGAUUGGUCGAGACAAAAGAUUGCGUGGAUGCAUAGGUACUUUUUCUGCCAUGAAUUUGCAUUCAGGACUCAGGGAGUACACACUUACCAGUGCACUUAAAGACAGCCGUUUUCCACCAAUGACAAGGGAUGAGCUGCCACGGCUUUUCUGCUCGGUGUCUCUUCUCACUAACUUUGAAGAUGUCUGCGACUAUUUGGACUGGGAGGUGGGUGUACAUGGCAUUAGAAUAGAAUUCAUCAAUGAAAAAGGAUCAAAACGCACCGCCACCUACCUACCGGAGGUUGCAAAGGAGCAAGGAUGGGACCAAAUUCAGACCAUAGACUCUUUACUGAGGAAAGGAGGCUACAAAGCUCCAAUUACUAAUGAAUUUAGGAAAACCAUAAAGCUGACCAGGUACCGUAGUGAAAAGAUGACCUUGAGUUAUGCUGAAUACCUUGCUCAUCGCCAGCAUCAUCACUUCCAAAAUGGCAUCGGGCAUCCCCUUCCGCCAUACAACCAUUAUUCCUGACACUGAGCCGCUCAACCAGUCACUGGGCCUCUCUGCAGACCUCUUUCCAGGAGACCCUACACCUUCUUGGUCUAGCUAUCUCUUUUACUGUACCAUUUUAUGAUGAUAGUUUCCGUUGCCAUGGUGAAGCUUCGACAUUGUCAGUUAAGACCAUCAUGGUAACGGGUAGGAAAAUGGCAUUUGUUAAGAAGAUCUUGUUACUAUUUUAGAUCAUUGAUUUUUUUUUUGCAGCACAUACAGCUUUUGGAGUUUCUUUCCUUACAAUAUUAGGUAUAUUUUUGCUUUGCUAUCUCAGUCAGGUUUCUGUCUUUCUAUCCCUUUUCUUUUUCUUGCUUCCUCCUUCCUUCUUUUAACUGUGGAUGGAAGAAAGUAUGCAGUUUUUGAGGAUUUAUUAGGUUUGUCUUUAGUAUUCCUCAGUAAGAUAGUCAUUUUUUGAUAGCUGAGUUGGGGAUUAAUUCAUGACAAAUUCAGGUAUUUGUAUAUUACUCUUGAAUUUGUCUGAAAUUCUCUUUGCUAUGACAGCUUUGUAUUUGGGUCAAGUACAUGUUUUUCCCAUGAUUAAAGUAAGUAAGCUUUAGUUUAAGUAAUGAACAUUCAAAGGUCCAAGAUAGGGCUUGUCACAGAGAGUCUUCUGUGCUGGUUAUCGUAGGAGAGACAGCCUCAAGUUAGAGAACCAAUUUACAAUUUAAAACACUGUUUUAGAAAAGCAUAUGCUGCCUUUCAAAUGAGAUAUAGAAAUCAUUUUGAAAGGCAGCAACUAUUAGGAAGAGAUCAGAUGCAGAAUUUAGUGCCUUUGAGAAGACUAUAGUUAAGUCAAAUUAAGAGGGGUUUUUAAAAAGGCAAUUUAGAGAAAUAUUCUUGUAAAAUUUUAUUGUUUCUAUAUAAAAAACAACAGAUUACACAAAUUCCUUACUCCAAAGUAUUUUUUUAGCUGAAAAAAAUUAUUUUGAGCAAGUAACCAAAAAGACAUUUGUCUAUUUUGUAUUAAUUUAAAUUUGUUAGCUUUAGGUUUCAACAAGUCAUAAUUGGUCAGAGACAACUUUAGCUAACUUUAUCUAAGACAUGAUAAAGAUAAUCUAGUGAAAGGAAAUUUCAUCUAUGCUAUGAUUCCGAAUUUGUCUGAGUUUCAGAGAUUCGAUAAAGAGCUUGAAUCUCAUUCUGCACUACAUACUUUUGAUAUAAACACAUUUCUAUGUUGAUUGAUAUUAUGUUGGAUCUAUGAAAAUGGCACUCAGAUAUUUUAAUUAGAGCCCGGUUCAUUUGCAGGGCUAUUCUUCCCAUCACACAAUCAAAGAGAACUUACUGAUGUCAAUGGGAAGCCCUUAUGUUUAUCCCCAGGAAAACCCACAGAUGAUUCUGGCAGAAGAUGACCUUUGUUUUAUGGUAAUAUAUAUAGGUAUAUAUAAAUAUAUAUAUUUGGGAAAUAUAUAUAAUUUUUUCAAAAAGGAAGUCAGUAUACCAAGUGGUGAGUGAAAUUAUGCUGCAGAAUGUAUACUAUAAAACUAUGACAUGCCACUGAUUAUUGAAAUGGUCAAGCUUAGACAUUUAAUCACUGUGAUAAAUGACAGACUGGUAGUUCAGAAAAUCCUUUUCUAGUUCGUAAGACAAUUGGCUGAAAUCGUUCUGCUUGCCACCAGAGCAAAGCACAGCUUGUUUUUGAUGAGAGUUCUUCGAGGUUUGGUAUUCCUUCAUCCACAGCAUCCAUUGUUGAAGUAACCAUUUUAAGUUAUAAUGCCUUAACUAAGAUACCAAUUGCUAGCCUGAAAGGCAAUCUUGGUAGCCAGCUCCAUUGAAUGCAGAGAUUUGUCAGAAAAACUUAAGCUUCUGGACUUUAGAAUGGGCUUUGAAGUCCUGUUGUUUCAGCUUAGAAGCAUGUUGGGGUAGAUUAGUCUUUCAGUAUAAAAGCAAGAGUCUACCUGACAUUUUCUUGCCCUUAUAGGGAAAGUGAGCACAAGCUAAAUGGCAUUGUCUGCUGCAAAAAAAAGAAAAAAGAAGGAAAAAAGAAAAGUAAAUGAAACAUACAGUCUGAAGAGAGACAGAAUAGACCAUGUUGUUGUGAGAUCCAUCUUAGCCAUCAUCCCGUCAUUUCAGUAGCUCCUCGUCCUGGGUGAGCUUACAGCUAGUUUUUUUCUGUUGCUGUUAUUUUU
Molecule: messenger RNA, 3179 nt
Organism: Arvicola amphibius (Eurasian water vole)
Lineage: Eukaryota; Metazoa; Chordata; Mammalia; Rodentia; Cricetidae
Gene: Ammecr1
Product: AMMECR nuclear protein 1
Exons: 6
Coding region: 46-1032 (328 amino acids)
Cellular component (GO): nucleus
Source: RefSeq, a predicted model, not a curated record